This is a messenger RNA of Funneliformis mosseae, 333 nucleotides long. The record is from the annotation of a GenBank genome assembly. Lineage: Eukaryota; Fungi; Glomeromycota; Glomeromycetes; Glomerales; Glomeraceae.
AUGUCGACCUCUAAAGUCAAAACUUCGACCUCUCAAGUCAAAGCUAGCGAGGCUUCGAUAAAAUGUCGCAGUUUCGUCUCCAAGCAACUAGCUCAAGGAGCAAUGCAAAGAGUUGCACAACGUCUAUACAAAAGAUCAGUAAUUAUCCAAGGUUCCGAUAGCAAAUACUUUGAUGAUUUCCCGAUGGAGAUACACUUUGGAGAAAGCUUGGAUUCACCUGAUUACAGGAGAGAGUUUGGUUUCUGUAAAAUUGAACAAAACAUAUUGGAAGACAAAGAAAGUGGAGAUGAAGUUCCAUCAAGUACAGAUGACGAGCAAGAAUACGAUUAUUAA